This is a messenger RNA of Schizophyllum commune H4-8, 1943 nucleotides long. Its product is annotated as glycoside hydrolase family 71 protein. Bases 285 to 1802 code for a protein of 505 amino acids. Gene Ontology annotation, biological process: mating projection tip cell wall disassembly. Gene Ontology annotation, molecular function: glucan endo-1,3-alpha-glucosidase activity. The record is from RefSeq and is a predicted model, not a curated record. NCBI's taxonomy places the organism in Eukaryota, Fungi, Basidiomycota, Agaricomycetes, Agaricales, Schizophyllaceae. The transcript is spliced from 7 exons.
UCCGGAUGUCGCCAGCAGCUGCCCGUACGAGGCGCGGAGCCUCAUUCGGCCGUGCAUGACACCGGGUGCUGCCCGCCUUCGCCCGGGACAACAAUGGGAGGGACACAGCAACCCGUGUCUUCGCCAGGCCCUCGCUGUCAGAAGCUUGUGCACCUUUCGGGCUAGCUUUGCGACUGUACUACUGUUCCUUCACGGAUCUUUGUGGGCAUGGUUCUUCGUCGUAGGGGUAUAUAAGCAGGGGAAGGGAGGUGUUCUGCUCAGCAGCAGAAACCACUUCUCCCGGCAUGCACUUCCCCACACUCACCCUCCUCGCUUCGGUGCUUGGGCUUGUAGCUCGUGCUGCGCCUGUUAACGAGACCAGCGUCAAAGCUGACGCCGUUGGCAACCGACUGGUCUUCGCACACUUCAUGAUUGGCAUCGCCGCGGACCGAACGAGCGCCAGCGACUACGACGAUGACAUGCGGCGCGCGAAGGCUGCCGGCAUCGACGCCUUCGCAUUGAACAUCGGCAUGGACCCAUACACGGACGGCCAGCUCGAGUGGGCGUACCAGUCCGCUCAGAACAACGGCAUGAAGGUCUUCAUCUCCUUCGACUUCAACUGGUACGCGGUCCCGGACCCCGGCGCGGUCGGAAGGAAGAUCGCCCAGUAUGCAGGCCGACAGGCGCAGCUGCAGGUCGACGGGAAGGUAUUCGCGUCUUCGUUCGCUGGUGACGGCCUCAACGUCUCUGCUGUGCGCCAAGCGGCGGGCGUGCCUGUCUUCUGGGCACCCAACUUUCACCCGGGAGGCGGCGACUUCUCGCAAAUCGACGGCGCGCUCAACUGGAUGGCUUGGCAGAACAACGGCGCGAACAAGGCGCCCAGCAACGGCAACCUCGUCACGGUCAGCCAGGGCGACCAGGCGUACCUCAGCGCUUUGAACGGCAAGGCUUACAUCGCUCCUGUGUCCCCCUGGUUCUCGACGCACUUCGGUCCGGAGGUUCCAUACAGCAAGAACUGGGUGUUCCCUGGUGACAUGCUCUUCUACAGGCGUUGGCUCGAGAUUCUGCAAAUGAAGCCGCGCUUCGUGGAGAUUGUCACAUGGAACGACUAUGGCGAAUCUCACUACGUUGGUCCCUUGUCCUCCAAGCAUAACGACGACGGCGCCUCGAAAUGGGUGAAUGACAUGCCUCAUAGCGGCUGGCUGGAUAUGGCCAAACCCUUUAUCGCUGCCUUUAAGGCUGGCGCGAGCACCCCCACCAACUACAUUUCCGCCGACCAGCUUGUGUACUGGUAUCGUGUCACGCCCAAGGCGCUCAAUUGCGAUGCGCAAGAUACGACUAUGACCGGCGCGAACAACGACAGCGGUAACUACUUCAUGGGUCGCCCUAAUGGCUUCGACUCCAUGCUCGACAACGUCUUCGUCGUCCCUCUCCUCAAGACGCCCGGCACAGUCACCAUCAACUCGGGCGGCACCGCAUACACGUUUGACGCGCCGGCCGGUGCGUCCGCGUACUCUGUGCCCUUCCAUGUCGGCGCGCAGGCCUUCUCGCUAUCGCGCGGCGGGAGGCAGGUGCUGUCGGGGACGAGCCUGCGCCCGGUGCAGAAUACCUGCCCGUGUGGGCUGUACAACUUCAACGCGUAUGUGGGUACAGUCCCUGCGGGCCCGGCCGACGCUUUGGGCCCGGAUGGGCUGAACCACUUUGCGACGGGGCUGAAGGCGGCGUGUGCGGCGCAGCCGUCGCUGCCGGCGAGCCCGCCUGCGGUGACCCCGCCAACGACGACGAUUAGGGUGGGUCCGAUCUCGACGGGUCUGCCGGUUUGAAGGGUGAUUGUUGGGAUCCGGUUUGGAAAGGGAUAAGCAGAGACGCGGGUUGCAAUGUAACAUAUAUUCUAUGCGUAUCUAAGGAUUGUUCAUCGAUCUCAUGACCAAGUCGACCUGCGCUAGCGAUCAAAUUGACUGAGU